UGAUUUCUGGUUUCAGGUUUCAGGAGGGCUUGGCAAAGUGGCUGUUGGUGAAGAGCGUGAGCUCUCUCCGACAGUGGCUGACAUACGUGUCACAGAACCACAGGCCACAUUCCUGGGGGACGCCCCAGAGGACUUGGGAAAUUAAGGAACAGUAGUUUCCUUGACUCAGUAUUCUGCAGUAUUCUGCUUCGGAUUCGGUUUGCCAGCCCAUCAGGUUUUGCUGGCUACUCAGUUCUGGUCUCUGUCUCAAAUUUGUGUUGAAUGUUUACUGUCUGUCUUUAUCAUCUGUGUUGUGUGUCCUUGCUUUCACUGUUUGUGUAUCUUUCAUUAUGGGACAGAGCACUUCAACGCCUCUGUCCCUGUCCCUUGAUCACUGGACCGAAGUCCGCUUAAGGGCUCAGAAUCUUUCUUUUUCAGUAAAACGCCGGACCUGGCAGACUCUCUGUGCCUCAGAAUGGCCCACCUUUGGAGUCGGAUGGCCCCCAGAAGGAUCUUUCUACUCCCCACUAAUUCAAAAAGUCAGAGAUAUUGUCUUUCAGCUGGGGCCACAUAGCUAUCCAAAUCAACAGCUGUAUAUCUUAACUUGGCAGGACCUCUGCGAAUCUCCUCCUCCAUGGGUGAAGUCUUUCCUUGUCCUUGCCCCCGCUCCUACUCCUUCCCCCACAAUUCUAUCUCUCAAACCCUCUGCUCCUCCUCCUCCACCCUCUGUUCUCCCUGAGUCUCAAGAUUUGACUCUACUGGACUCUCCUCCCCCUCCUUAUCCCCUGCCCUCGUCCUCCAACCCCCAACACCCUCUAAGUGAUUCCCCUGCUGCUGACUCAGCCUCUCCACCAUUGGAGGAAGCUGAGCCAGCCCAGCGCCCUCCAGAUGACUCCCCCGGGGCACACACAGCUCCUCCUCCCCUGGAGGAAACUGGCCCGACUAAAGGAACUCGCCGGCGGCAAAUGAUUAAAAACCCUGAAGACCCCAUGAUAUUCCCCCUCCGUCCUUACGGGCCAAUAAUAGAGGAUAGCCAUGGUGGAGAAAUGCAAGCCUACCAGUAUUGGCCUUUCUCCUCUUCAGAUUUAUAUAACUGGAAAAAUAACAAUCCCCCUUUUUCCGAGGACCCCACCCAGCUCACAGGUCUGAUUGAGUCAUUGAUGUUUUCACACCAGCCUACUUGGGAUGACUGCCAACAACUCCUAGGCACUCUCUUCAUGACAGAGGAAUGAGAGAGAAUCCUCCUGGAAGCUAGAAAAAAUAUCCUCGGACCAGAUGGGCGACCGACACAACUUCCCAACAUAAUCGAAGCCGACUUCCCCUUGAACCGACCCAACUGGGACCCCAACACCUUUGAAGACUUAAAGCUCUUGAAAGAACCCAGCGAUACCUGUGGAAACAGCUGGCCACUGCCUACCAACGUGGGGAUGAAGGGACUCCACACCGAUAUCAAGUGGGAGACUUCAUCUAUGUAAGACGACAUCAGGUGUCAUCCCUAGAACUCCACUGGAAAGGACCAUACCAGGUGCUACUUAUAACACCUACAGCAGUAAAGGUAGAUGGAAUCACUUCCUGGAUCCAUGCCUCUCAUCUCAAGCCUGCGCCCUGUCCAGACUCUGGAUGGAAACUGAAAAAAACUGGUAACCUUCUCAAAUUGCGUAUUCGCCGUGUGGAUAGGGCUAUGGACUCUCCCCUUGACCACCAGUAGUCCUAACCCUCAUCAGCCCGUUCAGCAGUGAUGGCUAAUCACAAAUCCUACUGGACAAGAAAUAUGGUCCAUCUCGCCUACAGCCCCCUUAGGGACCUAAUGGCCAUCUCUUCACCCAGACAUUUGUCAGCUGGCUAUGUCUUUCCUAUUGGGAUAUCCCUGAUGAAGAGGAUCCCACUAAAAUUCCAUUAAAUCCCUUCCAUACCAUAGAUAAUGAAAACAAACAUUAUGGAUGUAGGGACACUCGAGCCAGAUGCAGGUUGGCUAGCCUAGAUUACUAUGUUUGCCCGGCGGACUAUCGAAGCCACAAACAGUCACAGCUUGUAUGGGGGAGAAACCGACUUCUUCUGUAAGUCAUAGGGAUGUGAGCAUACAGGGGCUUCCUAAUUGAACCCAAACUCCUCAUCAAAUUCAGUACACAGCAUUGGCCAUAUUACCAAUUAGAUAACCAAAACCGAUGGCCCCCAGAGGGGUCUCCAGAUCCUCAAAUUCUGCGUGACCUUUUUAACUUCUGCAAGUGCUCAAAAGGGUGAAAGGAGAUUCCCCUAUGUGGAGGCCUUUUCCCUCCUUCGCUCACAUUCUGAACUAUGCUUCUCCAAAACAUCCUCACCCUCAGCCUUCUGCUCCAGACUCUCUGCUGUCACUCCCACCUCAGCAACCUGAUUUCUCCCCUCCAAUCUCUAGAUCAAAAACCCAAACCUCAGCCGGUUCUCAGACCAUUGCCCCCUUGCUGAGGUAGCAGGUACUGAGGUACCUGGUACUGAGGUACCUCUCCACCCAUUCACUCCUCUCUUCUCCUGUCAGUGCCCAUACCGGGUCCCACCAGGUCCUCUUACCAGCUAACCCAAAGCUCAAACCAGCUGAAAAGAGCCCUCAGACCCCUAUCCAAGAUGUAAUGAAAAUGACCUUUAAAGUUGCUUUGUCAUCACUGAAAACAGGUUACUAAGAAUUUAAAGUCCCUCACAGGCUUUUUGGGAUACUCACUCCCGUCUUCCCCUCUGCUCUACCUGUUCUACUACUCAAGUUUUUGUUGCUA
Molecule: messenger RNA, 2723 nt
Organism: Ictidomys tridecemlineatus (thirteen-lined ground squirrel)
Lineage: Eukaryota; Metazoa; Chordata; Mammalia; Rodentia; Sciuridae
Source: RefSeq, a predicted model, not a curated record